AUGGGCAAGUCACAGUCGAAAUUGUCGCCGUCCCAGUUAGAUGAACUACAGAAAGCCACUCAUUUCGACAAAAAGGAGUUACAACAAUGGUACAAAGGAUUUCUGAAAGACUGCCCUUCCGGCACCCUCACAAAAGAAGAAUUUCAGAAGAUUUAUCGACAAUUCUUCCCCUUUGGAGACCCAUCAUCCUUUGCAAACUAUGUAUUUCGAGUAUUCGAUUCCGAUAACAGCGGAAUGAUUGAUUUUAAAGAGUUCAUCUGCGCACUGUCGAUCACGUCUCGUGGUAGGAUGGAAGAUAAGCUAGACUGGGCGUUUCAGCUAUACGAUAUCGAUGGAGAUGGCAAAAUAAGCUACGAGGAAAUGCUGGCUAUUGUUGAGGCGAUAUAUAAGAUGGUUGGCUCCAUGGUAAAGCUUCCUGAAGAUGAAGAUACUCCCGAAAAGCGAGUAAGAAAGAUCUUCAGGAUGAUGGACAAAGAUGAAAAUGGCAGCUUGGAUAUUGCAGAGUUCAAAGAGGGCAGCAAGCGCGACGAGACCAUUGUCAGCGCUCUGUCCCUUUUCUUUGGCCUCGCACUCGUUCCUUCCUUCAGCUUCGCGUAUAUCCUGCUGGCUAUCCAUCCUUGCUUAACCUCUGCGCAGCUUAUACCGAGGAAAAUGGACGCUCUCUUUAGGAGUCUAUCUCAUACCCCUAUAUUCGCCCUUUCUCCCACUUUUGGUGUUAUCCCCAGCCCCACGCCCUUGCCCAAUAAAAACUGGUACGAAAUCCCUCAAGCACCUUCCUUCAAUUUGGUCACGCUGGAGACCCUAUUUUGGGUAAAAUUCCUAUAA
Ophidiomyces ophidiicola is the source of this 825-nucleotide messenger RNA. RefSeq names its product Calcium-binding protein NCS-1 (gene ncs1). The record is from RefSeq and is a predicted model, not a curated record. The coding region runs from base 1 to 825 and encodes 274 amino acids. Gene Ontology annotation, cellular component: intracellular membrane-bounded organelle; membrane; cytosol. Gene Ontology annotation, molecular function: calcium ion binding. NCBI's taxonomy places the organism in Eukaryota, Fungi, Ascomycota, Eurotiomycetes, Onygenales, Onygenaceae. The transcript has 5 exons.